CCUCGCCAGCCAGCAGUAAGCGGUGCGCACGCCAAGACAGAUCUGUAGACCGCAAGCUAGAGAAAGGACGGCGACAAGAAAGGGGCUGAAUCCAGAAAAAAAGGGUGGCAAGAAGACGGGUGAGACUAAAUGUGGAGUCUUUAACGUGGUCGGGGAGAGACAAUUGGCUUGUUCGGCGCGAGAAGAUAUCUUGCUUUUUUCCCUCCCCAUUUUGCUCGUUUCUGACAUUACCGCCGACCAAGAGUGCGCUCACCGAGCCACAUUUCUAAGAGAGCUAGCGGAAUGUGUUGCUAGCGAGCUAGCUAACGUUAGCUAGCUAAUUAGCUUGUCAGCCAUCCAAGACUUGGACUUGCGUCCUUUAUUCGGAGAGGCAACGAUUUAACGUCAUCCCGUUGUCUGGUUGUUACAGCAAUAAGCCAUAUUUCGUGCGCUUUGGGCAGAAGCCUCUCAUGGUCACGAUGGUCUGUCUGGAAUAGUAAACGUCAAGUUAGACAAUUAACAAUAUCACGAGCCGCGGGUGUUGAUGAAUUGCGAAAGACCAGUUCUACGUAAUUAGCCGUUUACGCGUCCGAGGGAUAGCCUCAAACCCGCGGCGAGAUACCCGAGCCGGGGACGAAUCGAAGGAGAAAGAGGGAAAGGUGGAGAAACAAGAGGACUUUCGAGUGGAGACCGUCUGCCGUCCAAUGUUAAUGUCGACCGACGUUGCAUCCAUAAUGCUACCCGUUACUCGGGGAAUCAUGGACAGGGAAAGGGACGUUGACACAGCGGCCGGACCCCACGCAAACGCCCCCGGGGGUCCGGCGGCUGUUCGAGGGAUGAAACGAGGAGACCCGGAGCCCGACGCUCAAACAGCGGCAGUUCUGACCGAUUUAGCCGGGGCGGAGUGCAAACGACCGAGGAUAGACGGGACCGGGGUUGUCGUUGGUGACAUUGGACAGAACAACGAGCCUUUAAAUCCCGGUUUCCAUGGAUACCCGCCUCACAGUCAGGGUUCUCAGGAUUCGACGGGAGGACAGGAAGGCUUGGUUGCCCCACCCUUUGCAGCGUUCCCCCCUCCACCACCUCCACAGAAUGGACUGCCGGGGACAGAGUUUGGCCCCGGGCCCCUAUUUGGUACUGGGGGCCAAGGAGCAACAGAGGCAGGGGCUGGCUCUAAUGGAGCAGCUGCCACCACCAGCAACAACGGAAAGACAGAGGAGGCAUCUCAGGCUGAGUGUGUUUCGGGGGGAACAGGAGCAGGAGGAGGAGGAGGAGGGUCCGGGGGAGAAUCCACAGAAGCCAAGGGCACCCCCAAACGCCUGCACGUCUCCAACAUCCCUUUCCGCUUCCGGGACCCCGAUCUCAGGCAGAUGUUUGGGCAAUUUGGGAAGAUUUUGGAUGUAGAGAUCAUAUUCAAUGAGAGGGGUUCCAAGGGCUUUGGCUUUGUGACAUUUGAGACCAGCGCUGAUGCAGAGAAAGCUCGGGAAAGACUGCACGGCACACUGGUGGAAGGUCGUAAGAUUGAGGUUAAUAAUGCCACCGCCCGGGUUAUGACCAACAAGAAAAUGGUCAGCCCCUACCCUAACGGAGAAGCCCUCAGCACACUGCCCUAUGCAGGAUGGAAGUUGAGCCCUAUGGUGGGGGCCAUGUACGGACCAGAGCUCUAUGCAGUUCCAGGUUUCCCCUACCCAUCAGCGGCGGCGGCUGCAACCACAGCAGCAGCAGCGUUCCGUGGCGCCCACCUCAGGGGGCGGGGCCGGCCUGUCUACAGCGCAGUGCGGGCUGCAGUGCCCCAGCCUGCGAUUCCUGCCUACCCUGGUGUGGUGUAUCAAGAUGGGUUUUAUGGAGCUGCUGACUUAUACGGAGGGUACCCCGCUGCUGCUGCUGCGGCCGCCUAUCGCUAUGCUCAGCCUGCGGCUGUAACCGGAGCAACAGCUGCUGCCGCUGCCUACAGUGACAGUUACGGCCGGGUAUACACUACAGACCCAUACCAUGCUUUAGCCCCAGCUGCUGCUGCGUACGGAGUGGGAGCCAUGGCUGGUUUAUACCGGGCGGGAUACAGCAGGUUUGCUCCUUACUAAAACCACAAAUCCACGCCCAAGGAAUUCCACGUGGCUCUGUACCCUUUCUAAACUCUUUGUUUGCCAGGAGCAUCCCUCCAUUUUAACUGCGGACCAGCGAUGCUGAGACAACCCAUCUUUUUAUUGUCUUUGUUUUCUUUUUCUUUUCGUUUUUUUUUCCUUUCCUUUUUUGGUGGAGGAGAGCGAGGUCAUUGCCACAUCAUCAACUCAAACCAAGUUUCUGUACUGUCUUGUCAGCGACGCAGACCCGAUGAGAGCCAGUGAAAUCUUCAACAACAAAAAAGCUGGUGAACACUACUUUAUUAUGACUCAUUCAAGUACCAAGUACGGGACACAAUCUAGGACAGUUACGUUAAGAAGCACUACAGCGUACAGAAGGGAGAGAGACUGCUGUUUAUCCAUGUGAUCCUUCCUACACUUCAAAAACCUGCUCUGUUGAAGUCAUGUGAUCCUUACUACACACUACGAAAACCUGCUCUGUUGAGUCACGACCAUGUGCAACCUGUUCACACCUGUGUACAUAGGGUUGUAUGACGGCACCUAAUCUACAGUUUUUGGCGAUGUUUUUUCAAAGCUGUCGGCCUGCACAGAUUAACAGGACUUCCAUGGCACAACAUCACUACCCCCCUACCCCCCAAAAAAGGUACAGAUGGUUUUUUUUUGUUUUGUUAGUUUGUUAAUUCUAUGACAGUAGAGACGUAACGAUGAAACAGCAGAGCAACUUUAGACCGCUGGAUGUGGAGGAAAUAGAACUUUUUUUUCUUUUCUUUUUAAUGUUGGAAGACAGCGUUCAGCUGGCCCUGCAGGAGACUCCUUCUCUCUACUUAAGAAUUGUGGAAAGCCGCCAUUACCUGGUAACAGACCUGUCAUCAACAUGGCAUGCAGGAAAUCCAUUUUUUUCUUUAUUUCCCCAACAUCUCACACCUUCCGAACCCAAUUGUAAAAGGAAACAAGAAAACAAAAAAACAAAAAAAAUGUCAGUCUACAAAAAAAGUGUAAAAAUGACAAGGAAAAAAAACAAGUGACUUGUUUUUCUGCAUUACCUCAGUUUCUUUUUUUUUCUUCUUUUUUUUUUUGCUGUCUUAAAAUAAUUUGCUUGAAAAUGUCUAUAAUGAAUGAUAACAUGGACGCAAUGUAAUGGUCCAUAGUUAUAAAUGACAUUGUCCAUAUUUUCAAACUCUUAUUGCUGGUCUGUAAGUAUGACUUUUAUUACAGUUAUCACAGCUACAGUUAUAACACUAAAACGGAGGGUUCUGGUCUGUUUGUACGAAUUUCUGAUAUGAAUUUGUCUUUACUUUCUCCCUCCUGUGAACCCACUACACCUCAGCUCACACUUUAUGAAUUAUCUCCAGUCCCUUAUCUGCCCGUACUGUUUGGCUAAAGGGGCUCGAACACAUUUCCUUCUUUCUACCAGACUGUCAGACAUUCCAGAUGUGGCAGAAGGCCUGCAAACUGAAUGGGUCAGAUGGAGAGGAACUCAUGGAAUGUGAAAAGGACUCAUUUUGAUAAAAAUAGGUUUGAAACCAGGAACGCCAGUGCGGUGAAGCUGAUCUCCUACCAAUCUUGCUUGAAUUUUGUGGACCUGCAAGUUUCAGGCAGAGCUGUCGUAUAUCAGCCCUGCACAUGGUCGUGUGCCAGACUUGAGCUCGACAAAACAUCGGAUCCCAGUAGAGCCCAAUAACAUUAGGAGACGUCAGCAAUAGUAAACACUGUUGUCCGGCGAGGACAUCUUUAGUCCCAAGAACCACAAGUAUUUUCUCUUUUGUGUUGAGUUUUCUCAGUUUCAGUAGUAACCAAACUCCAUCGUGACCCGUGAAACUAUUUGAGAAUGUUCUAGGCAGUCUGGGAUUGUUUCAAAGUCCUUUUAGCCCCUUUUCGAAGGUAGAGCAAAGGGGCUGGGACGCAAACUAUGUAUAGACCAAGUUUCUGUCCCAUUUACUAUAAUUCCAUAUACUCUCACUAUGUUAUUCUUUUCAUUUUUUUUGGUUCCAAAGAUUUUCUGAAAAAAAAAAAGAAAGCACAUUUUUGGUAAACAUGUAUUAGAUAUUUUCAUGUUUUGAUUUUGUUUUGUGUUUUUAUUUUAGUGCUUGUUAUAAAUACACACACACACAUAUAUAUAUAAUAUAUAUGUAUGUAUGUAUGUAUGUAUACAUAUAUUUUAAUAUGUAGGUUAAAGCUGUAUUAUUCCAGUUCGCCUCAGCAAGGUGUUUGAAAGGUGCCGUCAGAAACUGAAUUUGGAGCAGGAUUUAAAGAGCGCCGGGAAAAAGAUGUCUGUAGCAUGUAGCAACGAAUUCAAGUCCCAAACUACAAAUGAAAUGACUGAAAUGUCCAUUUAAGCCCACUAAAUGGAUCCAUUGGCUUUUUAUGCGUGCUGGUGCUGCAGACCAGGGAGGUGACAGCAGUGGACUGCAGCACGCCUACUGGGUUGCGUCAAAAGCGCAGGAGUUGCGAGGGACACGGAGGAAGUUGGGAGGUGGAUGGGAAGUUGCAUUUCCCCCGCAGGGCCAAACCACAGCUUUAAUAGCGGGCAAAACAAAUUGGGAAGGGGAGCGUCCACACCAUCUCAAAAAGGGCCCUCCCGACUCCAGCGGUGGCCACCGUUUGAACAAAGGACGAGCGUGUGGGUGGUUAGCUGAGAGACAUCAUAGCGGUGGUGGUGAAGGUGAGAAGCUGGGGGCCAUUAAUCACCGACUGACAGCGUUACAACGUCCCCCCGCUGUUAUCUCGGGGGGUGGGGGGGGGGUACUGUACACUCGGUUGGCACCACAGCCCAGGGCGGGGGCGUAGUUAUAGUAGAGGGGAGGCUGGUUGUUUUGUAUGAUCAUGAUGCAGUUUUGCAGAAGGUGUUUUGAUGACUUGAUGGUGAGAUCAUGAGGACUCUGAAACCGUUUUGUUUUUUUUUUGUUGUUUUUUUCUCUUACAAGUAUUAUCAGAAGUAUCAGUAUGCAUGUUUGUGUGAGGAAGGCAGGGCGCCAGGAGAGACCUUUAAUUUGUGCAUGAUUUCAAAUCAUAGUGCUCGGGGGGGGUCGGGGGCGUUGGAGAAGCGGGAGAGAGAGGUGGGCGGCGGAGGUUAUGGGAUGUGACAGUAGUAAUGGGGGGGGGAGCAGGGUUUGGUCCAGUAGAAAGGGG
Messenger RNA from Lampris incognitus (smalleye Pacific opah), 5189 nucleotides. Its product is annotated as RNA binding protein fox-1 homolog 2-like. The record is from RefSeq and is a predicted model, not a curated record. Gene Ontology annotation, biological process: regulation of alternative mRNA splicing, via spliceosome; nervous system development. The transcript is spliced from 13 exons. Gene Ontology annotation, molecular function: mRNA binding. Bases 684 to 2060 code for a protein of 458 amino acids. NCBI's taxonomy places the organism in Eukaryota, Metazoa, Chordata, Actinopteri, Lampriformes, Lampridae. Gene Ontology annotation, cellular component: nucleus; cytoplasm.